UCUCUUUUCCUUUGUUUCCAAGAAAAUCCCUCAACAUCUUUAAACAGAAAAUGGAUACUAGUUCAAUAGGUGAAAGCACAACCAGUGAUUCUAUAUCUAUGGCACCAAUCUCCGCCGCCUCGACUUUGCCGGUGACAAAGUCGCCGGAGAGUCUUUGCCGUGUCGGAAGUGGCAGCAGUGCGAUUAUAGAUGCGGAGGUCGGUGUUGAAGCUGAGUCUAGGAAGCUCCCUUCUUCAAGAUUCAAAGGUGUAGUCCCUCAACCUAAUGGCAGGUGGGGUGCACAAAUCUAUGAAAAGCACCAAAGGGUUUGGUUAGGCACUUUCAAUGAAGAAGAUGAGGCAGCCAAGGCGUACGAUAUCGCGGCCCAAAGAUUUCGAGGCCGAGAUGCAGUCACAAACUUUAAACCAUUGUCGGAAACUGAAGAAGAUGACGUUGAAACAGCCUUCUUGAAUUCUCAUUCCAAGGCUGAGAUUGUCGACAUGUUAAGGAAACAUACAUACAGUGAUGAACUCGAACAAAGCAGGAAGAACUACGGCUUGUUCGACGGCAGUGGCCAAAGGAUCAUGAAUAAAGACGGCCUUUUCAGCUCAUUUGGUGGCGGCGAUAGGGCAGUGAAAUCCCGAGAACAGCUCUUCGAGAAGGCGGUAACUCCUAGCGACGUGGGGAAGCUCAACCGCCUGGUUAUUCCAAAACAACACGCCGAGAAACACUUCCCUUUAAAAAGUGGGAACAAUUCCAAAGGGGUGCUUUUAAAUUUCGAAGAUAUGGGUGGAAAAGUAUGGAGAUUUCGAUAUUCAUACUGGAACAGUAGCCAAAGCUACGUGUUAACAAAAGGAUGGAGUAGAUUUGUGAAGGAAAAGAACUUGAAGGCCGGUGACAUUGUGAGCUUUCAACGA
Molecule: messenger RNA, 896 nt
Organism: Olea europaea var. sylvestris
Lineage: Eukaryota; Viridiplantae; Streptophyta; Magnoliopsida; Lamiales; Oleaceae
Product: AP2/ERF and B3 domain-containing transcription factor RAV1-like
Exons: 1
Biological process (GO): regulation of DNA-templated transcription
Molecular function (GO): DNA-binding transcription factor activity; DNA binding
Source: RefSeq, a predicted model, not a curated record